AUGUAACCAACUGAUGCCAAGACUUUCAAGCCACUUAAGCAAAUUGAUAAAAACUAGAGAGGAUAUGGUUUAAAAUAAAUUGCCAAAAUGACUCUUGGUUCAGGCAAUAUGUUGUUGGCAGUAGAAUUGCCUAAUGGAGAAGAUUUGAAUGAAUGGUUGGCUGUCAAUACAAUCGAAUUUUAUAAUGAGAUAUCAAUUCUGUAUGGAACACUAGUAGAAUUCUGCAAUCCUGAACUUUGCCCAAUUAUGUCAGCAGGCCCAAAGUAAUUAUUGAAAUAAUUGUUUCAAGAUAUGAAUAUUUAUGGGCAGAUGGAUAGAACGUCAGAACUCCCCUUAAAGUUUCUGCCUCAGAAUAUAUUGACUAUUUAAUGACUUGGGUAGAGAACUAACUUAAUAAUGAUACCUUAUUUCCAUGUUAAAUUGGUAAUCAUACAAUGUUAUUAAGGAAUUCCAUUUCCUAACACAUUUUUAUCUGUUGUCAAAGUUAUUUUUAAGAGAUUAUUCAGAGUUUAUGCUCAUAUUUAUCACUCUCAUUUUUAGCAUAUUAUGGCACUUGAAUUGGAGUACCAUUUAAACACUUGUUUCAAACAUUUCAUCUAUUUCAUUGGUAUUGAUAUCCAUAGAAUUUAGAUGAGUUCAAAUUGGUUGAUAACAAAGAACUUGCACCAUUAGCAGAAUUGAUACAACAAUUUAAAGCAAGAAAAGAGAAUCCCACAAUGAAUUAGGGUGUUUGAUAGUUAAUGCAC
Paramecium octaurelia is the source of this 746-nucleotide messenger RNA. The record is from the annotation of a GenBank genome assembly. Lineage: Eukaryota; Ciliophora; Oligohymenophorea; Peniculida; Parameciidae.